CCUGACCCCGGUAACCCGGCAGUGGAAGCGGCGCAGCUCCAGCUCCAGCUCCAGGCCUGGGCCCGCCCAUGGACUGAACCGGGAUUAAACCGGAGAGGAGAGCCCAGGCCAGCCCCACGCGUGGGGGGCGCGAGUGAACAGCGGGGCAACAGAACUGCUUCAAGUAAUUUAGGUCGAGACCCUUCAGAAUCAGGUCGCUUAUGAAUAUUUUAGCGACAGGCUCCCCACGAACAUACGGUGUGCUAAACGGGUGGGAGGCGGCGCACGUCUGUCCGCACUCCAGGCCAGUAGCAAACCUCAAGCUUACCGCCACCCCGUGGAUGGCGGCCGGUUAUUCCAGGCCAACUCGUGAGCGGCACUAAGGCUCUCUCUGCAAACUCAGCUCUCUAAUUUUGGUCACAUGAUUGCCAAUGAUGGAUUGUACACCAGAGUCUGGAUGCUCGAGUACUCUGGGAUCACCACCUGGAGAAAAACAGGAUGGGAGUAAGACUUCAAAAGGUCAUAAUAUAUACUAUGGAUCACAGCAAAAUGAAAAACACAUUGAGAAGAUAAAUGAAGAACAGCGUGUGACCAAGAAAAGAGGCCGGCCAAAGGGCAAAAAGCGCCAAAAAAACGUACCCAAUGGUCCCAAAGCUCCACUUACAGGCUACAUGCGGUUCCUGAAUGAGCGUCGCGAACAACUGCGUGCACAGCAACCAGAUCUACCUUUUCAAGAAAUCAUCAAGACAUUGGGCAGUGAAUGGAGCAAACUCCAGCCUGAAGACAAACAGUGCUAUCUGGAUGAAGCUGAGCGGGCAAAGCAACAGUACAUAAAAGAACUGCAGGAGUAUCAGCGAACUGAAGCUUGCAAAAUGAGCAAAAUUGGCAUCCAGGAAAAGAAGCUAAGGAAAGAAACCGCUCAUUCAUUGUCAAAUGGUAUGCAUGCUGAGAAGAACAACGAACAGCAAGGGAAAAUGUCUAUGUUUAAUAUUCCAAUAUUUACAGAAGAAUUUCUUGAUCAUAACAAAGCUCGAGAAGCAGAGUUGAGAAAGUUGCGAAAGACUAACAUUGACUAUGAAGAGCAGAAUGCAGUCCUGCAGAAGCACAUUGAUAAUAUGAGAAGUGCUAAAGAAAAACUGGAGGAAGAGCUGGCUGAAGAACAGAGUCAAAAUGCAAAUCUACACAAGCACCUUGACAACUUACGGCAAAUGUUAACAACCGGUUUCACUGACGCCGCACUGCCAGGAAGUGGAGAAAGCUUGACAAUUGACACGAUUGAUUCCUAUAUGACAAAACUUCAUAGUAUCAUAGACAACGACCCUCAGCAGAACGAGAAGCUUGUGAAGAAGGUGCAAGAGAUAGUUAGCAGCUUAGACAACAGUGAUGGACCUUAAAACAUCAGGAACUUCAAAUGUUAGCUAAAAUACCAAGUUCCUCUACCUUUCUAAACUUUAUAGAGUUAGCUUUAACUCUAUGAAGCAGGUGCGGCUGUUUUGAAGUCCAAUUAUACAGAUCUACACUUCUACAUCCUUCAAGAUUAAAGCAAACUGAUAUUAACGGAACUGCUGACUACACACUAAAUAUUUUGCAAUAGAUAGCUCGAGGUUUAAUUAAAUUACGGAAAUAGGACUAUUUGUUGAAGUUACGGAUAAUAUUUAAUUGUUACAUAUAGAACUCUUUUUGUGAAUUAUGGCAUCAUGCGGGUUGUGACCUCAGAGUGGAUUUUCUAGUUUUUAUUAACUUUUAUAAUUAGUAUGUCUUCGUGCAUGCACUCUAUACAUUUAGAAGCUACAUUGUAAAGUUUACUGACAUCUUGUUAUGAUUAAAUUAUGUUUGUAUUAACGUUUUGUCGACUAAUGUGAAAUACUGUGAUAGUAAAGGAAGCUACAGUCUGUUUUGAAAGCAGCCGUGAUGACAGGGAUGUAGGCACUGCCAAUUCCACUUCGCCAUGCUUGCAAUCAAUAAAUAUAAGCUAAUGAUGAGCCAUAUUUUUGGAGUCGGCUUCAGAGAAAAAUUCUGGUAAAGUGAAAUUCAUCACUAAUUCACUUCUUUAAAGGUAAAAAAAAUGAUCCCAUGUAAUUAUGUCUCAAGAUUCAAGGCUCAAAUUUAAGAUUUUUGUAAAAAUGUGUUUUCUGUAGUAACCAUGUUAGUUUUCUUCCUGGAGUACAAUAACAGCUGUUUAUAUAUCUGGGGAUUAUGUUUAGAAAGCCUCAUACGUUAGAUCAUUUUAUGAACUGAUGGACAGAGCUCUGAUGACACCAUAAAGUUGGGUCUAGAGUGGUUUACCAACAUUACUGCCAUACUGCUAUCUUGAAAUAAUAAGAAAUGUAUCUUGGUUUAACAGAAUACUUUUAACUACACAGAGGUAGGUCAUUAGCACAAUUUCGUGAUGACCCAAAACGGCAGGAUGCUGUUUAAAAGAGGUUCUGCCAAGUAUUUGUAUGUACUUUUAGGUUGAAUAAUUAUAAUUAUUUCACUGUUUCAAGGUUGUAAUGUUCCUCAAAAUUUACAUUUGGAAGUGGUUGUGAAAUCGAGGGAGGACAGCAUUCAAAAUGUUUGUUUCUGUCUGAAUAUUUGAAGUUGCUGCUUAAUGAUGUGAGACUGCUGUUAUUAAGUGUAAAUAAUAUAGCAAUAUUUGGGAAUGUUAGCUGAAUGGAAGAAGUCUACAGCUGGGCCACCUUGGAGGUGAGCGAGCACUUGCCUGACCUGACAAAUCAGCAAGAAAAGUGCUAAAGUUAUUUUGUUUCAGAGUUUGGUCCCUAGAGAUCAAAGCCAUGUGUAUUUUUUCAGCCAUGAUAAAGUACUACCGCCAAUUAUUAAAAUUGUCUCCCAUUUAAACCUUAUUUUGAUUUUUCCUGUAGUAUCCGUUCCAUUAAAAAAAAAAAAAUCGAAACUGGGUGGAUUCCAAAGAAUAAUAUUGGAUUUACUUUCAUCCACAUCAUUUACUAAGCCAAGGACACUGAAGCCACUUUUAAGGCUUCUGAUUUUAAUUUGCUGAGAUUCACCAAUGAGUAAAGACCAAGAAUCAGAAGUUUAAACUUGCUGCUUUGGUGGUGAAAAGACAUAGGAUCAACAAGAAAUGGGAAGAAAACAGUAAUGCUUCUCUUCAUUGUCCAUUUUGCAGAACCACCUUCCAGGCAUCACUUCUGGUCUCAGAAAAUAGAGAUUUCUUCCUGAAGGACUGUCACUCUUAAAAGAAUGCUCUUAAAUGCUGCAAUGACAUUUUGACAGAAAUAACUACACUCCAUUAACUAAUUUAUGUGUAACGAUCUUCAUAGUCAGCCCUUGUGGAGUAGAAUCCCACAGAAUGUAUCUUUUGUGAUCUUUUUCCAAUGAGUAGAUGACUGCAAGCUGAACAGUUUCUCAAUACGAAUUGAAAUAAAUCUUUUGAUUCAUGGAACAAAAUAUUUUGUAUAUCUGAGAGUAUAGGCUGAAAUUACCCAAUAGCAUAGGUGGAUAUAAAAUGGAUAGACUGAGUUAUCAACAGUAUAUUGUGGAAUUUUAAAGCUAAAUGAAAGUAGAACAAAUAACUCGUGUGAAAAGGGAGUAUACAGGGAAGAUAGCAAAUAAUUUUGCUUACCUCAGUUUUCUAUUUGUACUUUCGUAGAACGUUAAUAUUAACUUGUUGUUGAACACUACAAUUUAUUGCUGCAGAGAAUAGGUGCAAUUUGGAAUCGUUAAUAUUGCUACAAGUUUUACCACUUGGAUUAUUCAGUACUGCCAUGGGCUAUUUAAUAUAUGAUACAAAUUAUAGGAAGAUGCGAGACCUGGCAACAAUUUGCUUCUCUUUCUGCUUGCUUCGUAUUCCAAUGUUACUACCUAUACUUUGUUUUUUCGUAGUAUUAUAUAUACUACUCCCUUUAAAGUGGUUUUACUUCUUCAGAAUUAGCUUAUUAAAAUAAUUAGUUUAUGUUAUUAAUAUUUCUACAAAGUCUAUUACCAUUCAUCGGUUUGAAAUUUUUGCAAGAUUUUUAAAUCCGUUUUUGGUCUCUCCAGAAGGGGGCUACAAUUUUGGAAUCAUAACUGAUCAGAUUUAUAUAGUUUUUUUUUGUUUCCAAACCAUAGUCAACCUCCUUCCAUUGGUAAGGUAUUUAUGGCUCUAUGCAUUAUUCCAACUGGUACAAAAAUCUGUGUCCGCUGUACUUUAACCCUUUAUACUAAAUUACUUGUAUGUCACUGGCACCCAGAAUUAUAGCUGCUGUUAUGGCCUUUUUCACAUGUUAAAGAUAUGUACUUCAGUGUUCUUAAUUUGCUUCGUGACAUGCAGGUUUUCCUCUUUGUGCUUGGGUACAAAGUAUCACCUGAUUGUAGAAAACAAUGGGACUGAGCGAUUAUUAGCCAAAGUAGUAGAAACAUUGACUCUCUCUCGCUGCAUCCUUACACUGCAUCCUUACAGAUUGUUAAUCUACCAGUUUUUAAUGGCAAUCCACAACAUCUUUCUUGUGUCUAUUUCCAAGUUAUUUGGGUGCAUGCAGCUUUAAACUUUGCAUUCAUUUAAUAGACGAUAGUUCAUACAUUGUGAUGAAAGAGUUUUGUUGCAUGUUUACAAGAAUAAAUGCAAAUACUGCUUUAAUGUUGCAUUAUGUUUACAGAUACCACUGCUGUAAAUGCUGUAGUAAGUAAAUGACAAGAGGAAGCUUUAGCUGCAAAGCAAAAAAAAGUUGUGAUGACAAUAAUCUUUGGGAUCAGUUGUAUAAUCUCAAAGAUUUGUGAUGUUACUUUUGAAUCAGUAGGGAUGCCAUCCAGUUUUUGUGAAUCGAUGUACUGUUCAGAUUAACUCCAUUAAGUAAUUUUUUCUCACUCAUCAAACUAGUUCAGAUUAACAACCUGUUUUUAUCUGCAAACUAUGUAUACUAAUUUUAAUAUGUAGUUCAGUUUGUUGAUAAAAUGUAGCAAUUGGUUACACGCCAUGCAAUAAACGCCUGAUACUGUUUUACA
Messenger RNA from Amblyraja radiata (thorny skate), 4917 nucleotides. RefSeq names its product SWI/SNF-related matrix-associated actin-dependent regulator of chromatin subfamily E member 1-related-like. Gene Ontology annotation, cellular component: nucleus. Bases 411 to 1373 code for a protein of 320 amino acids. The record is from RefSeq and is a predicted model, not a curated record. The transcript has 11 exons. NCBI's taxonomy places the organism in Eukaryota, Metazoa, Chordata, Chondrichthyes, Rajiformes, Rajidae. Gene Ontology annotation, biological process: regulation of gene expression.